GACACUUCCAAUAUCUAGUCACCUCUUAUUCAUCUUCUUAUCCACUUCUUCCAUUCUUAACCUCCUGCGUCGCCUCUCCGCUUCUCACUAACUCUAACCUUAACAAAUCUCUCUCCCCUCUAUCUCUCUCGCUCUCUCUCCAUGGCUUUUCUCUUUGCUCAAUUUCUCUUUCUCAUUUUCUUCACUCUCCACAAGGCUUCUUCAAUUUCUCAACAACCCAUCUUGCCCAACUCUGCCUUGAUCUUUCCGGUGGCCAAAGAUGCGUCAACUCUUCAGUACACUACCCAGAUUCAGAUGGGCUCUCCCGGAGUUCUCAACAAGCUUGUUCUUGAUCUUAAUGGUCCAUUUCUUUGGGCUGAUUGUUCAUCCUCUUCUUCUCAUAAGCCCAUUGGAUCUGGCUCACUAAAAUGCUUAUUAGCCAACUCAUGUAACUUAAACCCACAAAACACCAUCACUAAAACAACCGAACCAGGCCAUCUUGCAGAACAAAUCAUCACCGUUGAUUCCAUAAACCAUCACAACUUCAAAACCAUCUCGACCGUCCAAAACUUGUUAUUUUCAUGCGCACCCACUGUUUUAUUACAUGGUCUAGCUAGUGGGGCCAGUGGUAUAUUAGGCCUGGGCAGGUCUAAAAUAUCAUUACCAUCACAGAUGUCAAACAGUUUGGGUACACGCCGGAAAUUCUCGAUUUGCUUGUCGGAAUCUGAUGGCGUCAUGUUCUCCGGCGAAAUGACGUCAGACAUUUAUAAGUCGUUGAUGUACACUCCACUUGUUUCUAAGACUACAUCAGAUGGUUAUUACAUCAACGUCAAGUCAGUUAAAGUGAGUAACAAAAGAUUAGCCCUGGGUACAAAUUCCAUAGACACGAAAAUAAGUACAGUUGUUCCGUACACAACUAUGGACACAACAACGUACGACAUUUUCGUGAACGCUUUUGUCGUGGCUGCGAGACAUAUGAACAUGACUAGGGUGGCUGCACCUGCCGCAACAACAUUGGGGGUGUGCUUCAGCACACAAAACUCGUAUUCAGUAUACAAUACUCCCGUAUCAGGUUCCCGGGGAUUUUCCGAUGGAGUGCCAACAAUAGAGCUAGUGUUACAAAGUGAGUUGGUAAAGUGGAGGAUUGAUGGGAGAAAUUUAAUGGUGAAGAUAAGUGAAGAAGUUGUUUGUUUGGGAAUUUUGGAUGGAGGGUUUAGUGCUAAGAGGGAAAUAGUGAUAGGGGGUUAUCAAUUAGAGGAUAAUCUAUUGGAGUUUGAUUUGGCUACUUCCAUGCUUGGAUUUAGUUCUUCUUUGAGGCAAACUAGUUGCUCUAGACUUAAUUUGUAUACUAAUCAUGUAGAGUAAUCACUUAAAUACUGUUAUAGAAAACGAAGAGGAUUAAGAUCCUUAUAAUUGUUCAUAGGAUUGUAUAGGUACUUCAAGGUUUAUGAAACGGAUGGGAUGUAUGAGAUCUGACUUCAUUUCAGCAAUAUGUAUACAGAGAAUGAAUUUUGGCUUCA
This is a messenger RNA of Daucus carota subsp. sativus, 1499 nucleotides long. Its product is annotated as probable aspartic proteinase GIP2. The transcript has a single exon. Lineage: Eukaryota; Viridiplantae; Streptophyta; Magnoliopsida; Apiales; Apiaceae. Gene Ontology annotation, molecular function: aspartic-type endopeptidase activity. Bases 142 to 1344 code for a protein of 400 amino acids. The record is from RefSeq and is a predicted model, not a curated record. Gene Ontology annotation, biological process: proteolysis.